This is a messenger RNA of Salmo salar (Atlantic salmon), 1667 nucleotides long. Its product is annotated as heme transporter hrg1-B. Gene Ontology annotation, cellular component: plasma membrane; lysosomal membrane. The record is from RefSeq and is a predicted model, not a curated record. Gene Ontology annotation, biological process: heme transport. Gene Ontology annotation, molecular function: heme transmembrane transporter activity; heme binding. NCBI's taxonomy places the organism in Eukaryota, Metazoa, Chordata, Actinopteri, Salmoniformes, Salmonidae.
AUCAUGCUUGGGCGGGUGGGAUAAACAGUUAUUUUGUUGACACUGUAGGCUGCUUUUUUUUGUUGUUGAUCGGUUGUUGGUGUUUAAUACAAUUGUAGGGAGUAUUGUGUUCGUUCGAUAAUCAAUUCGUUUGUAUCGAUCAGCGAUGGUUCAUCUGGGGUUGUUGAAAUCAUCGGUCGAUCUGUAAACUAUAAACUCUCAGGCAAACAUGUUACAUGUUAUGCCUUUUUAUUGACCGUCAACAGAAGUUUUUCAACCUAGAGCUAUUGUCAUAUCCGUGUUAAUGGGGAAGAGUAGAACAUACGUAAGUAUAGGAUAUGCUACCUUUGGUAUGCUGGUUGGAUUUUCAGCUUUUUUGGUCUGGAACAUAGCAUACAAACAGCCAUGGACAGCAGCAAUGGGCGGAUUGUCAGGAGUGCUGGCGCUCUGGGCUCUUGUCACCCACGUCAUGUACUUGCAGGACUACUGGCGCACAUGGCUGAAGGGACUCAAGUUCUUCAUCUUCGUUGGGGGUCUCUUCUCCAUCCUGGCUGUGGUGGCCUUCACUACCUUCCUCACCCUCGCCAUCACACAGAAGCAAUCUCCGACUGACCCGGGGAGCCUGUACCUGUCAUGUGUUUGGAGCUUCCUGACUCUCAAAUGGGCAUUCCUCUUGGCCCUGUACUCACACAGAUACCGCCAGGAGUUUGCUGACAUCGGCAUCCUCAGUGACUUCUGAUUAUACCCUCCAUGUUACCCGUCAUACACUUGGUAGAAGAUUUUGGGAAAAGGGUUUUGGGAACCAACCGGUAGAAGAAGAGUUGGUGAAAAAUAGUUUUUGACAAAGGAGAGCACUGAGAAGCUGGAGUUGCUGGAUAAGACUUCUUCUGACUUUUAUUCAUUAUAGUUACACACUCCGGACAAGCUUUAAUUUGUCCUCAAACCCGCGCUACUACACAUACAGUAACAGCUCAGCCAUUUUAUUGGAGUGAGUAGCCAUAGUCACUUGGGAAAACUCCUUUUGAGGGGAACUAGGCUACUGCUUAUCUGUAAUGGUAGACAGCAGAGGCUUGUGAUUUCUAAGUAAAGAUUUACUCAAGCCUAUUUUUACAGUGGCUUAAUUAGUUGAUCAUGACUGUAACAUCUUGUCUGUGGAAGGUCUCUGAGGGUUUGGGUUGAAGCUGUCCAAAAGGCCACAAUUUGUAAGUACUGUAUUUUAAGCUCCAGAUUGAAAUGUAUUGAUGCAAUGUCACAUCUAAUGAGUAAGUGUCCAAAUACGCCUAGAAAAAAAUGCUGUGUCACUGUUUAUGUGAUUUCUCUACUGUUUCUCCUUUCGCCACUUGGGGGUGCAGGAUUAUUUGCCCAUUCAUUGCUAUCUCUGUCUGGAUAAUGGAUUGUCAUAUUCUUUUGAUUAUGUGUUAUUCUCUUUUAGGAAACAACACACCAAUACAUGUUUGAUGCACUUUACAUUAUGUUAUUGAUUCAAUUGCACUCUGCUGCCAUCUGGUUUUUAAAGAUCACUUUUAAUAUAGGCUGUGGAUGGAUAUGAUGCAAACUAAUACACUGGUGUAUGGAACUCCUGAUGAUCUGACGGGGCUUCCUUUUCUCUACGUUUCUAUCUCCAUAUGUUGUCUUAUAUUCACGUUGCUUUGUUUUAUCAUAUUAAAGAUCUAAUGUAUUUACCUGUA